Molecule: messenger RNA, 6413 nt
Organism: Schistosoma margrebowiei
Lineage: Eukaryota; Metazoa; Platyhelminthes; Trematoda; Strigeidida; Schistosomatidae
Source: the annotation of a GenBank genome assembly
CUCUGUUGGAGUGACAAGCGACACGAGUCGGGAGUUAGCUUGUUCCAUUUUUAAAUAAAUACUAGUAUCUUAAAAAAUAAAGACAUCUCACUAUUAACCGAUACAUCUUAAAAAUGAGUGUCUUGCACCAACCAAUGAAAUGAUGCAUAAGUCAAAGUCUAAUCAGGUGCUGCAAGUUGGGCAUAUUCAAGAGCUCCACGAUCAUUGGACUAAUUGCAAGUUAUUAAUUGAUGAAAAGGAUAAUGGCGUUCUAUCUACUUCCAAAAUUGACACCGUUUUUCACCAUGUCAGUAAAAUUAUACUGCUAGUUGUUGAUGAGCACUCUUCCGACACUCUAGAAAGAAACAAACUAGUAGAAGGUUCAUAUCUUGAAACAAUAAUAAAAAAUAAUAUUUUUGAAUUACUCCUCAUUUGGAUCGAAGGAAAUCCAACACCAAAAGAUGAAAAAUCUAUCAGUACUCGUGAUGUGUUAAGAAGACAUUUAAUUACUGCUUUUGAACAGUUAAUAACACAAUCGAAACAGAAUGUUUUGCUUUAUAGACCGAUUCUUCAACCUUUAUGCCAAUUUUUAUUCAAAUUAUCCUCACAGUUACGGCCUAGUUAUGAUCAAGUCUAUGGGCACUUAUUACAUGAAGUUUGCAUCUUGUUAUGUAGAAACUUUCAGUUGUUGGAGUUUAGUAAAGAAUUAUGCAAAGAAAUUUUCAACCAACCGUAUAUGAUAUUUUCAUUGCUUGUUCCAUUAGUACAUCUAAAUGACCCGUUGGGGGAUUCAGCUAGAGAUUCACUCUUAAUCAUAUUUGGACUUUCUAAUAAAGACGAUUGUCUUGGUCAAUAUUUAGCAUAUGAAUCUGAUAUAUGUCCGAUUUUAGCUACUGGUUUAAGUGGUCUGUAUUCUAGUCUACCAAAAAAGUUAGUUCCACGUUAUGGCCUAUGUCAAAAUCAUAACGGUAAUAUUUCAUUAAAUUCUCCCGGAGGUCCAGUUUCUGUAACUACACCAAUCUAUAUUCAAUCAGAUUUACUCAACCCAUGUCUGUUGGAACUACAAGUUGGUGGAGCUGAAUGGCAUCAGAUAACCGAGAAUGAAUGUUCGAAUUCAAUCGAUCUACGCCGAUUUUUACAUACAUUACAUUUUUGUAACCUGACUAUUAAAAUUGCACAUCCUCAUGUUCGUGACCAAUUACUAUAUUUUAUUCAUUCUGGAUUCUUGGUUCCUGUUUUAGGAUCUGCAUUACAUCAGAGUGCUAUGGACGAAGUAAUUGCAGCCACAGCCUAUCUGGAAUUGUUCUUGCGUCGUUUAACUGAACCUUCAAUGAUUAAAUUAUUUCUGAAAUUCAUUAUCACCGAAUCACAUGAUUCUUAUCAUAUACUUACAUCGAUUAUGAAUCGUUUGAGUGCAAACGCUAUGCUUGGGAUGGUCACUUUAUCCUUAUUUCGUACAAUAUUAAGCUUUCACUGUGAAGAUGUUAUGUAUGAGUUAAUAUUCAAGCAUUUACUAACCUUGAAUCAUUUAGAUUCUGAAAGGUUUGAUUCUUCAUCAAAUGGAUUUUAUAAAACUCUACUGACUGGAUCUGCAUUAUGUUUAUCCAACAACGGCACAACAAAACAACCAAAACUACUUUGGUCUACUUCACCACGAUCAACCGUUAAGCAUACUACUUAUUAUCAUCCUACGGUGGAUCAGUUAAUCCCACAUCUUGUUAAAUCAGCUGAAUUAUUUUUAUCAUUAGCCAAUACAUCAUCUUGUAGUGAUAAAUUUUCGAAAUCCAGAUCUCAGUCAACAACAACAACAGAUAAUUCUGAAGUUGGCACUACACAAUUAAAGAAUGAGAAGAGGCAAAAAUCAAGUAUAUCCUACUGUCCUGUCGAAAAACUAUGUAAUGUUUCGAAAGAAGUCAUAUUCAGUGGUCAUGGAGACUCUAUGCCUACAAUCGAUCCCUUAACAAGUUUAAAUCAUUCAAAUAACUUUAAUAGCGAAUCAAUUGAUGAUGAUGAUGAUGGUGAUGAUGAUUUGAACAAAACAUUAAACAACGAAUGGGUUGUUAUUCGUGCAACACCACUCCAUCCUAUUUUAGUGGCUAAUAAUUAUCCAGAAUUAAUAAAUUAUAUUAAAAAUGCCAAUUUACGUGUAUCACGACGACGUCAAGCUUGUAAAUCAUGGCGUUCACAGUAUUGGCCAAAAAUGAUUGAAAAUAAUAAAGGGAAUCAAUCUGCAACAUCAAUAGUAAGAGAUGAUAAUUUAUUAGAAUUACAAGAGAAACGAUCACGUUGUGAUUUGUAUAGAACGAUCCAUUCGUCGAAAUAUACAAAUAUUAGUGGUUGUGUAACGCCGGACUCAAUGCCUAAUGGAUUGUCAGCUAGAGAUCGUACAAAAUUUAUGCCAGACAUAGUCGACAGUGGUAGCAAAAACGAAUGGAACAGUGUAUGUGAUGAUAUAUCAUUGUUAUCACCAUUGUUAUUGCAUAGUUUAUCCAGGAAACAUACUUCAUCUUUAUAUCAAUUAAAUUAUAUAAAUGAUUCAUCAGAUGAUGAAAGUAAUCAAGAAAAUAUGAAACAAUCUAGCAAUUCAAAUACUACUGAUAAUGACACAACUCUUAUCGCUGCUAAUAAUGUUGAGUCAACUGUCUCUGAAACUGAUAACCUUGAUAAGACAAUUAAUUCACGUUCGCCAACUGAUAAACAGUUAUCCAAUUCUUGUUCAACAGAAUCAUUUCAUUCAAAAACUGUGGACAAUAAACAACCACAAACACAAUCAUCAGUAUUAUCGACAACAUUAAAAAUGGACAAUCAUGAAGAAGGGUGUUAUAACACAGGCUUUAGUGUACCAUAUAAUCUCACAUCCACAAAUUCUACACCUUCGUGUACUUGUUUAUCAACGUUACCGGAUUUGCUAAGAUUAGCUCAUCUAGAUCCAAGUAUAGAAUUACAUAAUAGUAAUGUCGUUUCAUGCACCACCACAGUGUGUACAAAAACUGAUUUUAAUGAAAGACAAGAAUAUGAAUUAGAGAAUUUUUUAGCUGCAUUAGAUUGUUUACCAUCACCAGGACGUUGUACAAAACAUUUUGGACAUUUGCCACCAUUUAUUUCCUACAGCAAAAUUGAUGAGGAAUUUUUUAAAAAAUUGGAUGAUUAUGUGCAUGAAUUUGAAAAUUCAAAAAUGGAAUUUACUGAAACAGAUACUGUUAGUAGUACAACAAAAACUACUGCUGUAACUAAGAAUGAUAAUCUUAUUCAUAAUUAUAGUGAUAACGAUGAUGAGGGUGACAAUAAUGCUGAGACAAAAUCUAGACUCUUACAAUCUCCUCUAUUAUCUUCGUUAAUGGUUAGAUCAUGUAAUGAUGCUUUGGAUUCGAUAUCAUUAAACAGACUUGACUCAAUACGCCAACAACAAUGUCAGCAUUCAGGGAGUCAUAGUAGUUGUAGUAAUCAUUCACACUUAACAGAUUUCUCUUCAACUUCAUCGACGCAAUCUGCGAAACAUUAUUCAAAUUCAGUUGGUGUCGCUGGCGGUAUAGGUCCAUUUUUGUCCAUACUCUUAAAUCGUUUGGCUAAUAUGCACAAUAAUUGUUUUUUCACUAAUCUCCUUCUAACUGAUAUAUUUGCUGCAUUGGCCUCUUAUCCAUGUCCAUUAUUAUAUGAAUACUUAUUGAAUCCAAUGGGUUUAAGUAUAAAACCAUCUGUUAAUACUCUUUAUAAAGUAUGUAAUACCAAAUAUUUACUGUAUUUUUCUACCGGUAGGAAUAAAUGUAACUUUGUAAUUGUGUGUUCUUUUUGCUUACAAAGGUAGUAAGUAAUAUAGCCUGAACUCGUAACAAACACACCUAAAUAUCAUGAUCUUAUAACGAACCAUCAACAUUACUCCCACCUGUCACCAUGAAUUUGCAGUUUUUCACCAUUUUAAAUAUUCAUUUAUUAUUAUUUGGUGAUCAAUUCAUCCAGAUAGUUUUUAUUUAUUCAACAUUUUUCAGCGAUUUACUAGGAAGGGAAAUAGGCCGACUUAAUAGUGAAGUAUUACUUUGAAGUUGUCAUUCAUCUCUACUUUCAUUUUAUGCCAUUUACUGAAUUAAUGAUAAGGGGUGAAGUGGUUGAGUGUAUUGUCCCCUUUUAUCUUGAGGGUUUCAUUUUUCCUAGUGGGCUGGUGUCUAACGAAGUUUCAGAAAGAUCGACUGGCUUUUGCCUACUUACGUCACUUGUGGCGACGAAUUUAUUGUGUGGCAGUUGGCUCAGUUUUAAUUUAUGACCACUAAGAAUAGAGGAUAUUCGUAGGUUAUUAGUAUUCGAUCAUUAACGACUUCUUAACAUUGCCCGUGUAUUUUUGAACCACUGAGUAAGCGAUGUCAGGGUUAGGAAUAGGGUAUUACGUUGAGUUGAACCAUCUACCAAGUAAUUUAUACAUCUAAUUUCACUACAACUAGUGUUGUCUGAGAAAAGCCUGACACAUUAGUUUGUACUUUUACUUGGUAAGUUAGCAUUAAGGCAUAUCGGCUAUUUAGUUAGUGUUGUAAGGAAAAAAGAACCUAAUUUGAUUGAUGUUCACUGGGACACUAGAUUGCUCGUCAUGCUAGAUCACUUGGCAAACUCAACUCAAUUAUCUAACCAAUAAUCAAGAACCAGAUUAGAUCAGAAUGUAAAUCUAUUACCACAAAGUAAAAAUCAGUAAACGUAGGGUCACUCAAUUUUACAUAAUAAAGUAGUCUCAUAACUGGAUAUAUCUACCAUUACUUACUAGGCAAUCAUCCGGUGUUUUACAUUUCUAAACUUCAACGAAAUGUAUGGCGACUUAGUAUUCCAAGCAUUUAGUUCUUGCUACAAGGCGACUGAUGUUUGUUAAAAUAUUUUUAUCAAUCCAACUUCCUUAAAUCUUUGUAAACUUUGUGCAUCACUCUCUCCAUUAUCCAUCGUGUUCAGGUGCUCCGAUCUGUGCAUAGUCAAAUUGUAGUUGCUUCGGAAUCUGUUGAACAAUGGAAAUCACUUGUGUUUCGUGCGCGUGUUUAUUUAAAUAUUGUCUGGCCAGGUCCUUUCAAGAUGACAAUUGAUCCAAAUUUUUAUACAACAAGAGAGAAUUCACAACGUAUUAAAACUAAAAUGAUGGCAACAACGACAGGAUAUAAAUCAAAUACUACUUAUAAUAGUAAAAAAGGUGUAUCUGAGGACAAGAAAAACACUUCUACCUGUUUAUCACAAAAUUCUCUUCCUACAAAUUCAAAUCAACAUUCACGUUUGAAUAAUGUAAACAAAGAUUCACUUCAACAUGUUGUCCCACUGUUGCCUGUUACAUAUCCGUUACCAGUGAAUAACGAUAAUAAAACUAGUUCAGAACGUUUACAUCGUAGUUCUAUCAGUGGUGGAAGUAGUAAUUUAAAUUUACGUCAUAGAAGUCGUAGUCGUGUAAAUCAAUUUUUAAAUUUAACAAGUCGUAUCGGUUUAAGUCCAGUAUUAAAACGUGCAUCACUUCAUCAAGGUAAUCGUACAUCUAUUCCUUCUUCUUCUUUUAAUCAAAAUUAUACCAAUAACAAAUUUAAAUUAACAAAUUCAGGAUCUGAUGAGGAAGUUGAUGUAAAUGUGAAACAUUCAAUGGAUAAUGAAAACAUUAUUAAUAAUAAUCCAUUUUAUUCAGAUCCAACAACAGAUAUUUCAAUAAAAACACGAAAUUUAGUAUUUGCUUCCAUUAUUUUUGAUGAAUUCUGUUUUGAACUAGCUGCAUUAUGUUAUGAGCAUAGUUUAAAUUCUGAUAUUCAUUUAACUAAAUAAAUCAAACAAAAUUAUACUACUUAUAUAAUUAUCAUUGAAUAGUAAGUAGUAUUAUACAUCAUUAUUAUUAACUGGUUAUUUUAAGUGAUUUUAUUCAUUAAAAUUUACAUUUACGCAUAGAAUUCAACUCAGAUCUCAUUUAUCCAUCUAUUCAUUAAAAAACAUAUUAAUUAUACCUGUUAUUCAUCAUCGUAUUUUCUUUUGUUGUUCAUGAGUGUUUGUUUGUUCGUUUUUCCCUUCUCUUUGUUUUUAAUUCACAGUAUAUUUCCUCGUUGCUAAACAAAAACUCUCUACGUAUUUAGUUACGUUUUCCUUGUUUUUCUCUUUUUCUUUCCAAUUUACCCUUUUUUUGUAAAAAUUUCAGAAGUUAUUUAUCCGAUUCGUUUAAUUUUCAAUUUCUACUUCUUUUUUCUAUUACAAAAUGAUAAUGACUUGUUAAUUACAAAAUAGAUUAAGCAUGAUGUAACAUAAUAAAGUUCUUAGUUUACAUUUUUUCAAGAAAUUUUUUUAAAUUUUUACUUGUCUCUGUAAAUAUGUAUAAUUUCUCGGUCAUUUGUUUGUUCUCUUUCUGAACUAUAUUCUAAUGGUUACUGUUUAUGGUAUUCAUUAGUAAGUUGUAUUAACUUUGAGACCAGUUUUAAGAAAAUAAACAAAAUGCGCCAUUA